Molecule: messenger RNA, 2171 nt
Organism: Portunus trituberculatus (swimming crab)
Lineage: Eukaryota; Metazoa; Arthropoda; Malacostraca; Decapoda; Portunidae
Gene: Orc6
Product: origin recognition complex subunit 6-like
Exons: 7
Coding region: 83-820 (245 amino acids)
Biological process (GO): DNA replication initiation; DNA replication
Cellular component (GO): nuclear origin of replication recognition complex
Molecular function (GO): DNA binding
Source: RefSeq, a predicted model, not a curated record
CGAUUUGGCACCGUAGCACAGCAAGUCGACAGACAAGGGAUUGAGACGAGUGUAUUGCAAGUCUCCCACCGACCACCACAACAUGAACGUGGGUGUCCUGCAGUCACUGGCUCAAAAACUUGGCGUGACGGCUCCCGCCACUCACAGAAAAGCUGAGGAGUUGGUGCGCUUACUUGAGGUGCAGGGAGGCAGCCAGCUAGCUCUCAGCACCUCUGCAAAGACUGUCAUUUGCUUAGACUUGGCUGGCUCUGCCACUGGAACCACAUUUGAUAAGAAAUUAGCUGUGAAGUUGGCUGGACUGACCCAUCCCCAGUAUGUGGCUCUGAGUCAAAUUGCAGCACUGCGGCUGAAUCUCUCUCCAAAAGUUACUGUGACUGAUCUCUGUCAAGCCCAUUCUGUCACAGCAGCCAGCCAGUUAGCCCAGCAAGUUCUUGCACUAUAUGAAGAGCAGAAGUGCAUUAAAGAAGUGGAUCUCAGCCUGCCUGCCUAUCCCACAGCUGCUGUUUAUGCAGCCUGCAGUAUAUUGAAAAUUAAAGUGGACAAGCAACGACUGUAUGAAUCUAGUAGAAGCAAACGUAAAGUUUAUCAGAAACUGGUGGAGGUGAUGAUGACACUGGCCAAGAGUCUUCACUCACAGCAGGCAAGUAAAAGUGGCAGUGGCAAACGCAGCAGGACAUUGGUAGAGCUUGUGGAAGAAAACCUGAGUCACUCUUCUGAGAAACGAAAGAGGACAGAUAACAAGGAGGAAGAAGUCAGUGCAGGUGAUGAUUUUGAAGACUGGAAGAAAAAGAUACUUGCUGCAAGUACUACUCAACAGUAAUCAAGUUUUGUACAUACUGAGGUAUUAAGAUAGUGGCAUCAUUAACAUAUCUUGAAUGGUUUUAUAUUGCUAAUUUUUAAUUAGAUAUAAGAAAUUAUUAGCAGUUACCACCAGUCCACCAUAUGAUCAAGGAGUCCCUACAUUUUUUGUAGAUUUUCAUGGAGUUAGUCUUAACCAAUUAGGUCAGUGAUUUCUGGAUUUCCAUUUUCUUCUGGAUUUCUUUUACAUUGAGCCCAUUUUUCAUCUUUGAUGUUGUCAGUUGUUAACUUGUUUGCUAUUUCAGUAGAUGAAUGAAUAAGCACUCUAUCAGCCAGAUAGACAUAUAUGCAUACACACAUACCAGGCUGACAUCAUUCUGAAAAUAGUCUCAUUGUAAGAAUGGAAUACAGAAGAUGAGUCUCUCAAUCCUUUUGUCCUUUUCUGUUGUCUUUUAUGACAUGCAGGGAAUAUAUUAGUAGUAUUCUUUUAAUCUCACCUUAUUUUCUGCUGCAAGACAUAACACAGGGAAGGACAAAUGAAAGAACCAAUAAAAAUGUAUUUUAAUAUAUAAAAAUGUUUUUCCCUAUAAUUGAGCUCACAUACUGAAGGCCUGAGUGACAGAUUGAGAGCUGCCACAGAGAGUGAUCAACUUGAGUAUCAGUUUGUACCAAACUCUCCUGGCUCCUGAAUCAAUGAAAUAGAAGUUUCAUGUUGAGGAUGACCAUCUAACUUAAACUUUCAUGCAAAUAUUGGCAUUAAUGCCAAAAAUUUCCAUUAUCUCAUACAUUCUGUUUUUAAUUAAAAAUAGGCUUUGUGAUUGACUCACAAAUGAUUAACUGAUCAAUGAAUACAAAAUAUUAUUUGUGAUUGACUCACAAAUGGUUGACUGAUAAAUGGAUACAAAAUUAAUAAAAUUCAUUUUAAGGAUUAAAAUUGGUCCUUGCAAGAUUCUCAAUGAGACAACUCCACGUGCUCAUCCUAACUAUUGCACUGUCUUCAACAAUGGUUCCACUUUAUACUGAAUUUUCUGUGUUACAUGUAUUUAGAUAGUGUUUGUGGAUGUACUUUGUGUUGCAAGAAAGUCUUCCAGUUGAUAAUAUGACACCUCUUCUACAUGGUGAAGAUGUCCCAGCUAGCGGCGCACAGGGCGAGUCUUGCAAGGGGUGGCAGGAAUUUUAUGCCGGCUGACUAGAGUGUGGAUCAAUUGGUUGGAUACACCCACAACCAGAGAGAACAACUGCAUUGGGUAGCCACUGAAAUAUGGAUUCAUCAUUACUUCUAAGUACUAUUAUCAUCAAUAUAACCAUGUUUCCCUCACUGAAGGAAAAGACAUUCACACACCAGUUCUUAGAAUAAACAUUACUCAACAAAA